Messenger RNA from Agelaius phoeniceus (red-winged blackbird), 673 nucleotides. RefSeq names its product gremlin 2, DAN family BMP antagonist (gene GREM2). Lineage: Eukaryota; Metazoa; Chordata; Aves; Passeriformes; Icteridae. Gene Ontology annotation, biological process: animal organ morphogenesis. Gene Ontology annotation, molecular function: BMP binding; receptor ligand activity. The record is from RefSeq and is a predicted model, not a curated record.
UGGCCCCACCGAGCGCCUAUGGGCAUCUGCAGCCGGCGAGGGCUUCGCACCACCGCCACCGGCAGCAGCGGCAGAGGGCGGCGACCGCCACCCCGCUUCAUCGCCCCUUGGGAUCUAUAGCCGGCGGACGGAGCGCGCUGCGGACCCUUCCCCGCCUCCGUGCAGGAUGGUUUGGAAAUUUGCCCUGUCCGUUCUUCUGAUGGCAGCACUGGUUCGAGUAUCGGAGGCCAAGAAAAGCCGCCCCGCAGGUGCCAUUCCCUCCCCGUACAAAGGCAGCAGCAGCAACCACUCGGAGCGGAGGCAGCAGCUGAAUAAGGAGGUGCUGGCCUCCAGCCAGGAGGCUCUGGUGGUCACCGAGAGGAAGUACCUCAAGAGCGACUGGUGCAAGACGCAGCCGCUGCGGCAGACAGUCAGCGAGGAGGGCUGCAUCAGCCGCACCAUCAUCAACCGCUUCUGCUACGGGCAGUGCAACUCCUUCUACAUCCCGCGGCACGUGAAGAAGGAGGAGGAGUCCUUCCAGUCCUGCGCCUUCUGCAAGCCACACAAGGUCACCUCUUCGACCGUGCAGCUGGAGUGCCCCGAGCUGGACCCACCGUUCCGACUCAAGAAAAUUCAGAAGGUCAAGCAGUGCCGGUGCAUGUCUGUGAAUCUGAACAGCUCAGGCAAACUGUGA